CGGCCAGAGUAGUGAGAACAUGAGGGAAAAGUUCCACCCUCACUAAGGAAAACAAAAGUUUGAGUUAAAACAUGGUCACGACGUGCAUUCAGCUGCAGCACCCAUAUGGAUUAAUUCUCACUGCACAAGAGAUCUGAGAGUGGAUACAAUAUACUGGGCAAUGUACUGGAAAAAUGAACAAACCACAUCGAAGGAAAGUCCAAGCAAGAACACUGAUAAAACCCAAGAGCUGUUUGAAGAAGUAUCGUGUUCGUCGUCGUCUUUGUCGCCCGGCUCUUCACUUCAUGCCAUGACGGAGAAAGCCAUAUGUACCAGCUGUGGCACUGAGAUCGUCGACAAAUAUCUGUUGAAGGUGAACGACAUGUGCUGGCACGUGAGAUGCCUAUCGUGCAGCGUGUGCCAAACAUCUUUGGGCAGACACAUCAGCUGUUAUAUGAAAGAAAAGGAGAUAUUCUGUAAAUUGGAUUACUUCAGGAAGUAUGGAACACGUUGUGCUCACUGUGGUAGGAACAUCCAUUCAAACGACUGGGUCCGCAGAGCAAAAGGAAACACCUACCACCUGGCUUGUUUUGCAUGCUUUUCUUGCAAGAGACAGCUGUCCACAGGAGAAGAGUUUGCCCUGGUAGAUGAGAGGGUUCUGUGUCGUGUGCACUACGAUUGCAUGUUGGACAACCUGAAACGUGUCAUGGAGAAUGGAAAAGGAGUGAAUGCGGAGGGAGCUGUUCCCUCAGAGCAGGAAGUAAAUCAGCCUAAACCAGCCAAGAGGGCACGGACAAGUUUUACAGCUGACCAGCUACAGGUAAUGCAAGCCCAGUUUGCUCAGGACAACAAUCCAGAUGCCCAGACUUUACAAAAGUUGGCAGAAAGAACUGGUCUAAGCCGGAGGGUUAUUCAGGUUUGGUUUCAGAACUGUCGAGCUCGUCAUAAGAAGCAUGUUAGCCCAAAUCACUCUUCAGGCGCACCAGUGUCAUCUCUGCAGUCCACUCGGCUUUCUCCUCUAAUAGAUGAAUUUCAGUACACUGCUUUUGCCCCUGUAGACACCCCUAUGCUGACUGCGCUACACUCCUAUAUGGAUGUCCACUCUCCCUCUUCACUGGUUCUGCAGCCUCUCUUGCCGCACUCAAUGACACAGCUGCCCAUCAGCCAUGCCUAAGACGUCCACUGCUGCCACAUGGUCCGGUCAGAUUCCAGAGGACAGCAUGAGGAAAUAUUGAUUCUUAUACUGACUAUUGAACAAGACCCAUGCUACUUUCUUUCAUGGGCACUUACUGAAGGAUAU
This is a messenger RNA of Sinocyclocheilus rhinocerous, 1279 nucleotides long. It is a transcript of the gene lhx8a, whose product is annotated as LIM homeobox 8a. The transcript is spliced from 8 exons. Gene Ontology annotation, cellular component: nucleus. Gene Ontology annotation, molecular function: DNA-binding transcription factor activity, RNA polymerase II-specific; RNA polymerase II transcription regulatory region sequence-specific DNA binding. The coding region runs from base 161 to 1153 and encodes 330 amino acids. Lineage: Eukaryota; Metazoa; Chordata; Actinopteri; Cypriniformes; Cyprinidae. The record is from RefSeq and is a predicted model, not a curated record. Gene Ontology annotation, biological process: regulation of transcription by RNA polymerase II; forebrain neuron development; neuron differentiation.